Micromonas pusilla CCMP1545 is the source of this 501-nucleotide messenger RNA. RefSeq lists its product as uncharacterized. The annotation marks the transcript as partial. Gene Ontology annotation, cellular component: microtubule organizing center; microtubule plus-end; spindle midzone. The record is from RefSeq and is a predicted model, not a curated record. The transcript has 2 exons. Gene Ontology annotation, biological process: protein localization to microtubule; spindle assembly; regulation of microtubule polymerization or depolymerization. Gene Ontology annotation, molecular function: microtubule plus-end binding. NCBI's taxonomy places the organism in Eukaryota, Viridiplantae, Chlorophyta, Mamiellophyceae, Mamiellales, Mamiellaceae.
AUGCCGCUCGCGUCGUCCGCGCACCACUCCCCCGUCAGAGACGCCUCCCUCGUGAACACGACCGCGAUCAAGCGCUCGGAGCUGCACUCGAUAAGCAAGAGCGAGCUCAUGCACUGGCUGAACACCGCGCUGCGGGUGGACUACACGAGCGUCACGGAGCUCGGCGACGGGUGCGCGUACGCGCAGAUCAUCGACGCGGUGUUCCCCGACGUCGUGCCUCUGCACAAGGUGAAGUUCAACGCGUCGUUCCCGCAAGACAAGGAGCGCAACUUGAUCGUCGUUCGCGACGCGCUGAAGAAGAUCGGGUGCGAAGGUCCGAACGUCGACGUGAAGAAUCUCCUCGCGGGGAAGUACGCGGCGAACAAUGACUUCACGCGAUGGCUGUUCGCGGUCGUGAACCGCAACUGCCCGGGGGUCGAGUACAGCCCGAGACGGAUACGCGAGGACCGCGAGAGGGCGAGGCCGUCCACCGCGGGCGCGGCGUCGUCGUCGUCGCCGUCG